CCCGGUUUUCUUUUUUGGCGGUUUGAGCCUCAAUGGCGGCGCGUGUGGUGGGCGAGGCGGCGGCAGCGGCUAAGGCUGAAGAAGAAGGGCGCCUCUGAAAGGAGCUGAAGGGUUUGGCGAAGGCGAAGGCGGAACCCUUGAGGAAGAGCAGAACGCUGACGCGGAGGAUAUACCUGCACGUGAGGAAAGGAAGACACGGGUCAGCCCCCGGCUCGCCUCGCGGCCAUGAGCGCGCAGCAGCUCUCGCCUCCUCCCGCCUGGGAGAAAGAGCACCUCUGGCUCUACCUUCUGGCGCUGGGCUUCGACCCGGAAAAAGCCGCCGCCGGGAGGGUCUCCACGCAUCUCGGCCUGGGCGUGAACAUGUUUGAUAAACCGAACAAAGAUGCAUUUAGUAUCGUUGUGCACUUCCUGUUUUCCAACGUGGACCAGUCUCGUUGUAAUGAGAUUUUCAGAUUUUGUUUUCCUCCAACAGAUAAAAAGACAGACUCUGAAUUCAGGAAACAUAGUUAUGAAUGGCUAAGAAGAAUUUCAGACGAAUGUGGAAACAGCUUUCCUCCAGUCGUUGCGUCUUUAUUCCUUUCUCCCGGUGGCUCUAAGUUCAUUCAUCUAAUGUACUGCUUCGCAAGAUAUGUCAUAAUGCAACAUGUUAAAGUAGAUUCUGCAGGUGCUGACAUAUCCUAUCCAGAAGCAGUGAACUCAAGACCUCCUGACUUGAACAUUGCAGUUGCAAAAUAUCAUGUAGCACAAAACAGAUUUUUACACGGUCUGCAAAAGGAAGACACUUUGAUUCAAGAAUUGCAGAAAAAAGCAUUGCAUUUUAGUAAGCGAAUUAGAGAUUUAAAAUUUGAAAAUGCAGAUCUGGACAAGCAGCUCCAAAAAAUGGAGAAAGGCGUUAAUCCAAGUCAGAACAACACGGCAGAGAGAGUUGAGAAGGUUCGCUGUUUAUGGACACAGAUAACGGAAACACUUACAUGUCUACAAAAAGAAAUAGAAGUUGUAGAUUCAGUUGUCAAAGGUCAUAUUGACCAGUACGUAUUAGAUGGCACAAGUGUCGCUAUUAAUGUUCCGAGGCCUCUACUUGAAAAAGUUGAAAAGGAUAUGCACCAAUUUCAUGUAGGGAAUGUUUAUGAAGAAGGAAAACUAAACGUUUUAACAGUCGUCCACUUACUCAACAAAGCCUUGGAAAUACUGAUGCAUGAGCGCUGGCGCAUUGACAAGAAUGCACUAAAAUUGGAUCUUCAGUACAUGGAAGGAAAGACCAAAUACCAGAAUGUUAAUUUACAGGGUCUUAAGUCACUGAGGCAAAAAUUAAAACAUGAAGAUUGUGUAUCAAUAAAGCAGUCUAUUUCUAAAAAACAGCAGGAAUGGGAUUUGAAGUGGGAAAAUUGCCUUGGCCAGUCACCUUUUCAUUUAAUUAAAAAUCCAGAUCCUGCACUUGACUUAUUACCAGCCAUGUCUCCCCUUUCUUUUUCUCCUGCUACCGAGGAAGCUUAUAAAAGCAGUGUCUUCUGCCAGUACCCUGCAUCAAUUCCAGAUUCUACCAAGAAGAAGAGUUUUCAGAAAACAGAACUUGAGCUUCCUGGCAAAGCAUCAAGAUGUCAAGGUAGUUCAGAUGGGGUAAUUGCAGAGAGGAUGGUCGUGCCCUCUUCCAGUCUCGCCACAGCGUCUGAAAAUGAAACAUGGGUAUCUUCGGAAAAGGGAUCGGUUACUGAAACACCCAAGGCAGCAGAUCACUCUAGUUAUCAACUCUUAAGAUAUAAAGGAAGAAGUUCAAGACCUGCAAAAACAGCAAAGAAAAAACAAGCUGAUACAUUCAAAACGCCAUCUUCCGUUAAACGAGAAGAUCCUCUGAAGAAGGCACAAGAGCAACUGGCGGAACAGAUGGCAGAUGUAGUAGUAUCUAAUUCUCCCCAGAGCACUCGAGGAGGAGGACAGGAUUUGGAGGACCUGUUUGGCACCUUAAUCUCAGAUCCCUUCUUAACAAAGAAACAGAUUCCACGGACCCCAGAAAAUCUGAUUGCUGAAAUUAGAAGCUCCUGGAAAAAAGCUAUCCAGGAUGAAGAAGCCUCAAGUGUGGAAAGGAAUCAUACCGAAGCAAUAAAAGACAUGCCGGAGGACCGAGUCCCUGCGUCUCGAAACCAAGUAGAUUCAAGUAUGGCAUGCUUUAUGUCUUCAUGCAUGUCUGAUACAGCAGAAUCUCCUUUUCUGGAUGCGCGGUCUCCAUUUUGUUUCCAGCAGGUGGUUACCGGUUGUAGCGAAUUGCUGACCUGUCAAGCAGCUGCUGGGCCAAUGGGUGAGAUGUUUUGGAAGCAAGGGUUAACAUGCGCUGUUCCAGGCAAAUGUGAAACAAAAAGUCCAGAACCUGGCCUCAAGACUGAACGUGCAAGUGAGCUGGAGGAUGGUCCAUGGAAUGGCAUUGCGGCAGAGACUUUGCCUCCUUAUGUGAGCCAGAAUUCUUCUAUGAGUACAACUGUGUCAUGGGAUGGUCUUCCGAUAGGAAGCUGCUCUGAUAGCCAGGAAGUUAUCCAACUGGGCAUACUUCAAGAAACCCUUCCAGAGGAAGGGGCACUCUUAAGCCUUAAUAAUAGUUGUAAAGAUUUUGAACUGGAUGAAGUAAGAGAAGACAGCAACGCUUUGCCGGACUGCGUGGCAGGAAGUGCGUGCAAACUGGAUUUGCAAUCUAUUCGAAGGCGCUUGGAAAUGUUGAAAAAGUCUGCGCUUGAAAACUCGCUGCCUUCUAAAAAGCAAAUCCCAAGGUGCAGGUCUGAGUUUAGUCUCUCUCCGGCGAGCCUAGAAGCUUGCAAUGUUCUUACCCCUUCGGGGAAACCAUAUGCAUCAGAUGCAGAACUUUCCAGGAAACCAUCGCACACGACUCUUCUUGAAAGAAAGAUCCUUCUCUCCCCCCUGGGUUCGCUUCCUUCAACGCCACAAAGAGAGCAGUCAGGCUCACAGGAUAGGGGAGACCUGUUAAACGAAAAGUAGCAUGGAACUGGAUGUAAAAGAAUCUUCAUCUGCAAAGAUCUGUAAAGAUGAAAACAUUCCUUGGUUAUAUAACAAUGCACUAACUUCAGAAACUUAAACAUUUCACUUUUACCUAAAGUAUUUUUUUUUUGUAAACCUCAUGCUUUCAUUGAGAUUUUGGUGUUAAACAAUGCAAACUCUGACUUAGUUUGUUGCAUAGUCCCCAUUAUGGUGCUCUUCUGUUUUUACUGAUUAA
Messenger RNA from Podarcis raffonei (Aeolian wall lizard), 3217 nucleotides. RefSeq names its product HAUS augmin like complex subunit 6 (gene HAUS6). Gene Ontology annotation, biological process: spindle assembly. Bases 226 to 2982 code for a protein of 918 amino acids. The transcript has 17 exons. Lineage: Eukaryota; Metazoa; Chordata; Lepidosauria; Squamata; Lacertidae. Gene Ontology annotation, molecular function: microtubule binding. The record is from RefSeq and is a predicted model, not a curated record. Gene Ontology annotation, cellular component: HAUS complex; mitotic spindle microtubule.